AUGUCUAAUUUAAAUCAAAACGGAGAGAUUGAUAUUAAUUUAUCUGAUGUUGAAGAAUCACCAAAAUCAUCAAAAUAUAUUCUUGCUUUAUUUGAUGUUGAUGUUAACAUAACUGAUAAUGUUGGAUUUUUUUAUAAAUUUAUCGAAUUUGAAAAAGGAAGUUUAAAAAAUUUAACAAAUGCGGCGAUUAAAAAAAUAGAAUAUUUAGAUCCUGAUAUUAAACGUCUUGAACAUUUUAAUAGUUCAAAACAGGGGUCAAAUAUCUAUAUUUAUUAUUUGAAUAAAUGUGAAAAGUUCUUGUUAGAAAAAGAUAAGGAUUUGAAAAUUACAACAUUGGAAGAAUUUUAUGAUAGAUUUAAAAUAUCUGAAAACUAUAAAUUAAAAUUAACCAAUAAAAUCGGAGAAUUGAAACAAGAGUAUUUUGAUAAUUUAGUUAAUUCAAAGAAGAGAAAACAUGAUAAAAUUGAAAAUGCGUAUAAAGACAUGGUGCAAAGAGUUAUGAGAAAGAUAAGAACAGAAUAUCCAAAGAUUGAUCUAAAUUACCAAUUUAGAAUUGAGAUGAAAAGGAAAGAAGGACCAUUUAUUUUUGGCUUUAUCGGAGGUUCGGGUGUUG
Messenger RNA from Dentiscutata heterogama, 613 nucleotides. The record is from the annotation of a GenBank genome assembly. Lineage: Eukaryota; Fungi; Glomeromycota; Glomeromycetes; Diversisporales; Gigasporaceae.